This is a messenger RNA of Puma concolor (puma), 1710 nucleotides long. RefSeq names its product tetratricopeptide repeat domain 22 (gene TTC22). The record is from RefSeq and is a predicted model, not a curated record. Gene Ontology annotation, molecular function: protein binding. NCBI's taxonomy places the organism in Eukaryota, Metazoa, Chordata, Mammalia, Carnivora, Felidae.
AUGGCGGAGCCAGAGGCCGCGGCCGAGGACCUGGACGCCCUCGUCGACGACCUGGACUACCUGCCGGGCCACUUCCACCUGGAGAUGCAGCUGAACUUUGAGCCGCGCUCGCCGGCCUCGCUCCGCGCCCGGGACCUGAAGCUGCAGCGGGACGGCCUCCGGCAGGAGCUCGAGCUGGCGGCCGCCCCGCAGCGCCCCGCCGUGCGCCACCUCCUAGGUGCCUUCGCCUUCUACCUGGAGGAGCUGGACGAGGCCCGCGAGCGCUUCCUCGAGGUGGCCCGCGAGGACCCGGGCAACCUCAACGCCUGGGCCAACCUGGUGCACGUGUACGGUAGGCUGGGCCAGGAGGAAGACGAGGAGGCGUGCGCCGGGCGUCUGGCCGGCCUCAUGGGCCUGGCGGCCGAGGGCCAGGCGGCCGGGGACCCUCGGCUCCGCGCCGCGCGCUGCCUGGCGGAGCAGGGCUACGCGCACGGCUUCGACGUGGGCUGCGCCAGCCCGGAGGAGCGAGCGCGGGUGCUGGCCGCCGGCAUCGCGCUCUACGACAAGGCGCUGGGCUACGGGCAGCAGAUCCCAGCGGAGGAGAAAAGGGGCUGGUACUUCACCAUGGCCACGCUCUUCAUCAGGCUAGAUGGCAUCUUCCUGGAGCUGGGCAGUGAGGAGCAGAAGAGGCUGCCUGCCUUCAACCGCACGCUGGCCCUGCUCCGGCAAGUGCUCAAGUCCUCGGACCCCCACCACCAAGCUCUGGCCUGGUGCUACCUCGGGAUGCUGCUGGAGAGGAAGGACACCUUCUCCACCACCCCCAUGGGUGUCCACGACUGCGGGUACUCGGGAACCGACCCCCUGGACUGCUUUGGCAAGGCCAUUGAGAUAGCCAAGGACCAACCCCCCAUCCUGAAUCGCCUGGCCAAAAUCUUCCACUUCCUAGGGAAGCAGGAUAUGGCCAUUGGCACCUGCAACAUGGCUCUAGAUGUCCUACGGGAUCCGGAGCUCAACUGGCAGGCAUACUGCACAAGGGCCAAGAUCCACCUCAGAGCCUACCUGCACGACCUGGAGCGAGCCAAGAUGGGGCUCGGGGGCAUGCCUGACAGGAACCACCUGGCCUGUGCCAAGGCCGACCUGGAGGAAGUGGUCAAGGUGUGCCCAGGCCUCAAGACCUACCUGGACAUUGGCCAGGUCUACUACUACAUGGGCGUGGACGCCGUGCAGGAGCUGCUGGCAGUGGACGAGGCGGCGCUGAACCAGGCGCUCGUCUUCCUGGCCAAGGCCGGCGAGUCGGAGCUGGGCGCCACGCUGCCCGAGCUGCAGCUGCUGCGGGGCAAGUGCCUGCGCAUCAAGGGUGAGGAUGCCAACGCGGCGGCCUGCUUCAAGCGCGCCGUGGAGCUGGACGACGCGGGCUCCAGCCACACCGAGGGCUUCGGCUGCCUGCUCGAGGCGCUGCUGGCGCAGUGGAGCCAGGAGCAGCUGAGCGACGCCGAGCUGGGCCGCGAGGUGGACGCGUGGCUGCGCCGUGCCCAGGGCAAGUACCCCGCGGCGCGCCUGCGCCAGGAGCUGCAGCGCUUGUGGCGCGGCCACACGGGCGAGGUGCUGGGACUGUCCCGAGCCUUGGUGGCCCAGGGACGGCCGGCGCUGGUGCGACUGCUCUUCGAGACCAUGGAGCAGGACGGCGAGGGCUCGGGCGUGCCGCGGGGCCGCCGCGCCUUCUCCCUCUAA